AAAUGUUUAAUUAUCUUUAUUGUUUUUACAGAGUCGCGAGUGCAAGACCUCGCAUACUGGAGAUAAACAUUAUCAAUAACUUUGAAUAAGAUGUAUGAAGGAGGAGAGGCUUUAGUUACAAUCGAUAGUACUUUACAGCAACACAUACACACAGAGAUUGUUAAUACACUUCAUGAAUAUGAUGUCUGUGCUAGAGAAUUAAGUCAAAGUAGUGACUUAAAGACACAUGAGAUAACACAUAUAAGUGAAAAAAAAUAUAAAUGUGGUGUGUGUGCUAAAGAAUAUGGUCGAAGUAGUCACUUAAAAAGACAUAUGAAAACACAUACAAGUAAAAAAAAUCAUAAAUGUGUUGUGUGCUCAAGAGAAUUUACUCAAGAAAGUGACUUUAAGAGACAUGCGAGAACUCAUACGGGUGAAAAACCUUUUAAAUGUGAUAUUUGUGCUAGUGAAUUUUCUCGAAAGGGUGACCUCAUGAGACAUUUGAGAAGACAUACGGGUGAAACACCUCAUAAGUGUGAUGUAUGUGCUAGUGAAUUUACUCGCAAUAGUGACCUACAGGCACAUAUGAGUACACAUACUGGAGAUAAACCUCAUGGUUGUGAUUUCUGUGGUAAACGGUUCAGUCAUAUAAGUAAUUUGCAGAAACACAUCAAAAUACAUACAGGCGAUAAACCUCAUGGCUGUGGUGUAUGUGGUAGAAGGUUUAGUCAGCUUGCUAAUUUACAGAGACACUUGAAAACACAUACAGACAAUGAACCGUAUGAUUGUGAUAUCUGUGAUAAACAGUUUGAUCGGUAUAAUAGUUUAGAAAGACACAUGAGAACCCAUACAGGUGCUAAUACUCAUGACUGUGAUGUAUGUGGUAAAGGUUUCAGUGGACCAAGUCAUUUAGAGUCACACAUGAGAACACAUACAGGUUUCAAACCUCAUGAGUGUGAUGUAUGUGGGAAAGGCUUUAAUCAUCUUAGUAAUUUUAAGAGACAUAUGAAAAUACAUACAGGUGAACCUUGUAAAUUGCACAAUUGUGAUGUAUGUGGCAAAGGGUUUAGUCAAUCUAGUAGUUUAAAGAGACAUAUGAGAAUACAUACAGUGAAACCAUGUAAACCUUUUAAUUGUGAUAUAUGUGGGAAAGGGUUUAGUCAUUUUUGUAGUUUAAAAAGACAUUUGAGUAAAGCAACAUGCAAUUUACCUUCGACCAGUGAUGUAUAUGGUAAGGGUUUUAUUCAGCAUUGUGAAAAAGAAAUUUUCAUGAGUAUACAAACAGACAACACACAACAUGAAAGUGAUGUAUAUGGUUAAGGGGUUUAUUCACCAUGGUAGUUUAAAGGGAUUUAUGAGAGCACAUGGCAAUAUGUGGAAAAGAAUUUUCUUGAAGUGGUGACUUAAUUAAAGAUACAAAUUAGAAUACAGACUGAAAAUGAAACUCAUCAAUUUUGUUUUGUUUAAAAUUUCUAUUAAUUCAUCAUUUGUCACUUCUGUUAUCAUACUGUUAUGUUCAUCUUUUUAAUACUGGUGAAUGAAAUCAUUACAGUGUGUACUGGCUGGUCAUUAUUGCGUAUGAUACGAUUUUGACAUGCCUACAUAGAUAAUACAUAUUCAUGACUUUAUAGAUAAGAUCAGCAGGUACCAGUCUUGUAUUACAACUCCAAUUUCUGGUGCAUGUCAAAACAUGAAGGGAAACAAAAUAGUGCAUUUUUUUUGAAUUUUUUUCAGAACUCAAUUUUUUCUGUUUGAUUAUAGGUUUAUGCUGAAUUGAAACAUAUAUAUAGACUUUAAAAAAAAUCUAGCAUCUUUUGGGGAUAUCAAUCCAGGAAAGUGGAAGGAUAACAUGUUUACUGGCCUAGUAAAAAUAGCAAACAGAAAGUAGAAAAAAAUGUUUUGACUUCAGGAUUGUGUAACUUUUUAUUCUUCGUGGCAAGACCCCCUUUUUACCCCAAUUAAAUCACAAUUUCACAUUAGUACAUACAUGAUAUGAACAUGAUUUUUUUUUUCUAUGUAGCAUUUUUUUAUUUUCGAAGAUCAGCUGUUAUGCAUGUAAGCCUAUGGAGCAGUCAAUUACAAGACUGCAACCAGCAUGUGUAGCCUAAACUGAGAGUUGUAGAUUUGUAGCAUAAAUGUAUAGAUGUAGUUAUGAGAAGAGAAAAUAGUUACAAAAAUAUUGAUAUUAAUUAUUAGUAUCCAAGAAAGUAAAACACGGAUCUAUCCUGGUGGAGGACUCAAAUUGUAUAUUUUAAUAUUGUUUUAAUUAACAAUGCUGUGAUGUAUUACUGUGUAUUGCUAUGUAUUGCUAUGUAUUGAGACAAUCUACGAAUGACUUAUUUAAUGCCAAUUUUAUAGAAUAAAUUUUCAAAACAA
Mytilus trossulus (common blue mussel) is the source of this 2355-nucleotide messenger RNA. RefSeq names its product zinc finger protein OZF-like. Lineage: Eukaryota; Metazoa; Mollusca; Bivalvia; Mytilida; Mytilidae. Bases 91 to 1299 code for a protein of 402 amino acids. Gene Ontology annotation, cellular component: nucleus. The record is from RefSeq and is a predicted model, not a curated record. Gene Ontology annotation, molecular function: DNA-binding transcription factor activity, RNA polymerase II-specific; RNA polymerase II transcription regulatory region sequence-specific DNA binding. The transcript has a single exon. Gene Ontology annotation, biological process: embryo development; regulation of transcription by RNA polymerase II.